AUGUGUGCACAACAAGAAAGGAACAUUACAGAUAUUGCGAAAGUCCUUAACACACCCACCUCCUUUCCGGUUCGCCGUUCAAACAACCUAAAUGAGUUCACUAUGCAGUCACGCCUCAUAAGCGAGGAGGAAGCUAGGAAUCGUGCCAGAUGGUUUCGCGUUAAUCUCACAGGUCCGCUGAAAAAUUUUCCCCGCAACAUCUGCUACCUAACCUACAUCACGACAUUGGUGAUUAAGAAUAACAACUUGGAGCGCCUACCGCCAGAACUGGGGAACUUGGUGAACCUUGUCAAUUUGGAUGCCAGUUACAAUCGAUUGAAGGUUUUGCCAUCCACCAUUGGUGAGCUCACCGAUCUCAGAGCUCUGAUUCUCAAUGACAACCAAAUAUCAGAUCUCCCCCUCGAGGUUGCUCGUCUGCUAAACCUUAGGCUCUUAAAUCUUCAGAACAACCCCUUGAGUCAGGAGUCGGCGGCUCUCUAUGGAGACGGAACUGAGUCCUUUGUUCGACGAUUGGUACGGCAUUACCUCGACAUCUACUCGCGGCAGCACAUCGGCUCCGCCCCUCCUCAUCGACAGUGGCGUCAGUUUGGGACUCCCUCGAGGAAUGGAUACCGACUCACGGUGAUGUGCUACAACGUUCUGAGUGCCAACUACGCGACUCACUCGCAGUACCCCUAUUGUCCCAGCUGGGCCAUUGAUUGGGAGUAUCGACGUAGGGGCAUCCUGGAGGAGUUGCGGCAAUACGAGCCGAACAUAAUUUGUCUGCAGGAGAUCGACACUGACCAAUUUGAGACGGUAUUUGUACCGGAGCUGGCAAAAAAUAACUAUGAGGGUGUAUUUUUGCCCAAGUCGCGCUCACGUACAAUGGAACCUGCAUUGGCACGUAAAGUGGACGGUUGUGCCAUUUUCUGGCUUUCGGAGAAGUUUACCAAGGUGGCUGAAUUCCACCACGAAUUCAUGAUCUCCUGCUCCUCCGUCGCUGACCAUCCCUCUCCUCUACUUAUCAACCGGGUCAUGACUCGCGACAAUGUCGCCAUUGGUGUUGUUCUGGAGAUUAAGAACUCAGGUACGAAUGGUCGGAGGUUCUGUGUAACCACGGGUCACAUCCACUGGGAUCCGGAGCAUUCCGACGUGAAGUUGAUUCAGGCCAUCUUAUGGACUGCCGAGUUGUGGUCCCGUUUGGAACGGUUCAAUGGCGACUGUGAAAAACCGGGCUUGGGUGCCUCUCGAAUGCCCGUGAUCCUUUGUGGGGAUUUCAACUCUCUACCAGAUUCGGGUGUGGUCGAGUACCUCUCCACAGGUAGCGUUCCCACCACCCACGUCGAAUUCCUCAAUUUCGGCUUUAAUUACCAUUUUGAAGACUGGAAGUUGCUCGAGAAAUGGGCUUACGAAGGCAAUAUUUUGCGUCAUCGUUUCAACUUUGAUCGAGCUUAUCGUGGCAACGCCAAUGACGGAAUGAGGGUCACCAACUUGACGUACGACUUUAAGGGAAUGAUCGACUACAUCUUCUUUUCUCGAAACCACUUCCGCCUUUUGGGAAGUCUGGAUCAGAUCCCCGACUCUUGGUUUGUGGAAGAGCGAGUUUUGGGCUGUCCACACAUUCACGUGCCUUCGGACCACUUCUCACUACUGGUGGAGCUGGAUCUGUUGGGACAGCCUGGUCGCGGUCUGGCUAUCUCGGAUCCCGCUGAGUCUCUCGUUCCUAUUUCUAGUGCGCCUCUGGUAGCGGCAGCAUCCGCAACCGCAUCUACAACCGCCCCUACCGAUACGACCUCUAUGGUCACCAAUAUCAGUAGCACUACUCCCACUACCGCCACUUUAAGCACGGCGAGUUCUGGCGCUAUUGGAUCUACGUCUACUGGCACCACUGGCAGCACCACCUCUGCUAGCAUGUCAGGUGCAGCCGCAAGUACAGCAACAGCCUCCUCUGCCACGAACAGUCCAAAGCCAAAGGGAUCCUCUGGUGGUCCCUCCGGGCUCCUCUAUUCCGGUUUGCGGUGUAAGAUGUUGCACGGAGUUGGUGUUUUAACUGGCGAGACUGUCGAUGACUGCAAGUGUUGUCAGAAGCGGUGCUGUGAGGAUAGUCGGUACGGAAUGAGGGUUGAGGCCUGGUUGGCAGCAGCAGGCUCUUUGCUGAACCGAUGUGAGAUGGCAAAGGAGGGCUUGUGA
Messenger RNA from Echinococcus granulosus, 2169 nucleotides. RefSeq names its product CCR4-NOT transcription complex subunit 6-like protein. Gene Ontology annotation, cellular component: CCR4-NOT complex; nucleus; cytoplasm. NCBI's taxonomy places the organism in Eukaryota, Metazoa, Platyhelminthes, Cestoda, Cyclophyllidea, Taeniidae. The coding region runs from base 1 to 2169 and encodes 722 amino acids. Gene Ontology annotation, molecular function: poly(A)-specific ribonuclease activity. The transcript is spliced from 9 exons. Gene Ontology annotation, biological process: nuclear-transcribed mRNA poly(A) tail shortening. The record is from RefSeq and is a predicted model, not a curated record.